Messenger RNA from Cuscuta epithymum, 2085 nucleotides. The record is from the annotation of a GenBank genome assembly. NCBI's taxonomy places the organism in Eukaryota, Viridiplantae, Streptophyta, Magnoliopsida, Solanales, Convolvulaceae.
GCGUCCUCCUGUCCUCUCCCCGUGCCACAGUGCCUUCCACUCUUUUUCCUUCCAAUUCCAAACAAAACCCAUCUUCCACUUAACUCACUUUAGUAUUUGCUCUUCAUUCCAAUGAGUCCAGAAAUUGAAAUCCAUUGAAUUCUCCAAAAAAAAAACUCACCCUCCCCAUGGGUUCUUUCUUCAUGGGGGAUCACAGUCCAUAAUUUCAUUUGAUCAUCUUGUACCUCUAGCUCCAAAACACAUCUAGAUUUGAAACCUUUUUGCAGUUUCUUCAAAAACUCUUACCAAAGACUCAAUCUUUGCCCCAUAUAAAAGAAGAAACACAUGAAAAAAUGAAACACACUCAUCUGCUGAUCCUAAUCAUACUGCUCACCUCAUUUUCCUUCUUAGCUUUGCUUCUUUGUUUCGUGUUCUGUUGUUGCUAUAGGAGAGGGGCUCAAGAGGAUGUCCCGAGAGACCCGGAAUCUGGGUUUGAGGUCAAGGAAAAGGAAGGGGGAAUGGCUGUGGUGGGGAGUAAGGAGAUUUUGAUGAACUUUGAGGGCGGGCAAGAUCUAACGGUUCUUGACAUUCUUGAUGCGCCUGGGGAGGUGAUAGGGAAGUCAAGCUACGGGACAUUGUAUAGGGCGGCUUUGUUUAGCUCCGGUAACAGCAGAUCAGCACUGUUGAGGUUCUACAAGCCAGCUUGCACUUUGGGUCUCAAGGAAGUGGUUCCAAUAAUCGAGCUUUUGGGGUCAAUUAGGCACCCCAAUCUGGUUCCCUUGUUUGCAUUCUAUGCAGGCUCCAGAGGGGAAAAGCUGCUGGUUCAUUCCUUCUAUCGCAAAGGCAAUCUGUCUCAUUUCAUCAGAGAUGGCAAUGGUGAGGUGCACAGAUGGCCGAUCAUAUGUAAAAUCUCCAUGGGAGUUGCUAGAGCUUUAGAUUAUCUCCACACCUCCUUUGAAACCCCCAUAGUCCAUGCAAACUUGAAGGCCAAAAACAUAUUUCUGGACAACCUUUUCCAGCCACAUGUGUCAGAUUUCGGUCUCCAUUUACUUCUGACCCCAAUGGCUGGACAAGAAAUGCUUGACAUUGCCGCAGAUGAGGGGUACAAAGCUCCUGAAGUGAUCAAAAUCAAAGAUGCUGGCGAAAUGAGUGAUAUAUAUAGCUUCGGAGUGAUCUUGUUAGAACUGCUUACGGGGAAGGAACUGGUUGAUGAAUACACUUCAUAUCCCGGUUUGCCAAAUGUGGUCAAGAGUGCCAUAAUUGAGGAUCGGAUUACCGAGUUGUUCCACCCAAUGGUUUUUCUUGACCAAAAGGAGGACCGUAUCGUGGAGUUGCUUCGGUUAGCUAUGGAUUGUUGCUCACCGUCUCCUUCUAUUAGGCCUAAUGCUAAAGAGGUCCUUACUAGGCUUGAAGACAUUCAAAGGUUAUGAAGGACACAACAUAAAGACGUUGACUAUACUAACAUUUUUAGGAUAUACGUAGUUAUAUACUACGCUCCUGGGGAGUGAUCUUGAAAUGCCAUUUCACCAAGGGCAUCCAACUUGAAAUUUUCCAGUGUUGUUUUUACAUGGAUUUGUGGUGUUAGAUGAUUUCAGAUGAGACAAGUGUUUAACACUAGAUUUCAUGGAUUUAUUAUAAUGGAGAGGCCUAAAUAUUGUCAAGAUGAGUUUUUUUUUUCUUUUUGAAGAAUAUGUCAGGAAGGAAGAAGAUGACACUGAUUUCUCCAAGAAGAAGCCAUCUUAGGUUGCAGAGUUGGUGCAUAUGCUGUCAAAUGGACCCUUUUAGCCAAACAUGUAGUAGUUGACUAUAGUUUGAUCUAUUAGGCAAACUUAUCAGAGGUGUAGUAGAACUGACUGUAUACAUUAUGAUAUUUCAGACAUGAGUACUAAUAUCUUCAAAUUACACUUUCAUUACUGUUAGAAAAUGAGCUGGUGCAUUCAAUAUCCAGAAAUUUGUCUUUAUUUUUUCUUCUGGCGAUGUAAUUCAAAUGUAUGGCUGGUGGUUGGUAUUGCGACUGGAUGGCAGGCACUUUCACAGGUCGCAUCUGUCUAUUAAAAGCUUACGUAUUACAAAAAGAUGCCUUGAUUAGUUGCUUAUAAUAAUCCC